Messenger RNA from Boleophthalmus pectinirostris (great blue-spotted mudskipper), 6172 nucleotides. RefSeq names its product RAS and EF-hand domain containing (gene rasef). The record is from RefSeq and is a predicted model, not a curated record. NCBI's taxonomy places the organism in Eukaryota, Metazoa, Chordata, Actinopteri, Gobiiformes, Gobiidae. The transcript has 18 exons. Gene Ontology annotation, molecular function: calcium ion binding; GTPase activity; GTP binding. Bases 134 to 2224 code for a protein of 696 amino acids.
AGGUGGACGCGGGACUUUGGAGGAGUUUCUGAGAAGGUUUGAGGAACGACGAGAGCAGGAAGAAGAUGAGACGCAACCAGGACCGGAUCUGCCCAAACCAAAGGACAAGAAGAACAACGUGAUAAUCAGGGGCAUGAGCGCGGAGGAGCAUGCCCGGUUGCGCGCUCUCUUUGACGCGUACGACGUGGACAAGUCUGGGCGGAUCGAGCGGAGCGAGUUUCUGACCAUCUGCGCCGAGCUGCAGGUGCCCACCGCAGAGGCACAGCGGAUCUUCGAGCGCCUGGACGCGGACAGAGACGGCACCGUGAGCCUCGGGGAGUUUGUGAGCGGCUUCCAGCAGCGCUACGGGGCCGACAUGGAGGACCCCGAGGCGUUGGAGGGGUGCUCCGCCUGGGAUGGGUUCGAGAUGAGGCUCGGGGAACAGGCCAAGUAUAUCCCCAGGACAAACCAGGCGGCGAUUUUGUACCAGAACCUGAGCCUGACGGAGCCUCGUCUCAUCCCACAGUUUGAGAAAGUCCUCGUGAACUUCACCAAAGAAAUCCGACAGGUCAACAACGAGAUGGAGAACCUGGCUCUGGCCAUCAAACGAGCUCAGGAUCAGGCCACGAUGCAGCUGAGUGAGAUGGAAGAAGAGAUGGACCAUCGCAUCCACGCUGCAGAGAGGAAGACCAGAGAACAGGAGAAGAAGCGACUGGAGGCAGCGCUGAACGAGCUGAAGAGGAGCUACGAGACUGAAGUGUGUGAGCUGCAGUGUAAGAUCCAGAGAAUGCAGAUGGCUGAGGAAAAGUACAAGAACAUCGCUGUGAAAGACGAGACUCCUGCCCUCAAGAAGAAGAUCAAUGAGCUGAUGCUGGAGAACCAGCGUCUGAAACAGGAGCUGCUCCGCUCUCAGACUAAAGUGGCCUGUCUGCAGAGUGAGAUGGACUCUCUGAAAACAGAACUCACCGAUCAGAGCAUCAACUACGAGCGAGACGAGGAGCUGAUGAGGCAGUUUGCAGACGAGCGUGACAUUCUGGAGAGUCAGAUCGAGAUACUGCAGACGGCCAACAGGAAGCUGCAUGACAGUAACGACGGGCUGAGAGCUGCUCUGGAGAGAGUCACCAAGUCUUCUAAUGGCGGCUCACCAGAUAAGAACAGGAGCAAAAGUAUCUGCUACUCCUCCCCCAACACCAUCAUCGAGAAGUUCUGCCAGCGCAUGGACGACUACCCCCUGUACCCGCGCCGGCCGAGCUGUGACUCUCUGGCCCUGGCCCUGUGCGACCCGGGGCUGAGGAGGAGGAGGGGCAGCAGCGAGUGUGAAGAGGACAGUCUGCCCGAGGUGUUCACCGACAGCGGCCUCUCCACGCUCAGGGGCUCCCACGCCGGCGCCGAGUACGAGAUGGAGGUGGAGGAGGAGGAGAAAGACGACAGGAGGAGGGGGAACAACAGAACAGGGGACAGUAUCAUGGAGGAGACGGAGACCCUGGACGCAGAGUCGGCCAUCGGCUCUGACAGCAGCUCGGUCCUGGACUGGAAACCUGCGGAGACGUCCAGUGUGACCGCCCCAGAGCCCAAAGUGCGGAGGACUCUCAGCGCCAUUCACAUACAGAAGGAGAGCAUGGACGGUGUAGACCUGGGCUACAUGACCUCAGAGAAGGCGUUUCGUCUGGUUUUGGCCGGAGACGCGGCGGUGGGAAAGUCCAGCUUCCUGCUCCGACUCUGCAAGAACGAGUUUAAAGUCCACUCCAGCACCACUCUGGGAGUUGACUUCCAGAUGAAGACUUUAAUCGUGGAUGGGGAGCCAACAUUACUUCAGAUCUGGGACACGGCGGGACAGGAGAGGUUUCGGAGCAUUGCCAAAUCAUAUUUCCGACGCGCAGAUGGAGUCCUGCUGCUUUAUGACGUCAGCUGUGAAAAGAGCUUCUUAAAUGUGCGUGAAUGGGUCGACAUGAUAGAGGACGUGUCUCCAGAGGACAUUCCCAUCAUGCUCGUGGGCAACAAAUGUGACCUGCGACAGGAGGGGCUCCCCUGUGUGUCCAGCACCUACGGAGAGAAACUGUCUAUGACGUACAACACUCUGUUCUGUGAGACGAGCGCGAAAGAAGGCUCCAAUGUCCUGGAGGCAGUCCUACAUCUGGCCCGACAGGUCCGAAAGUACCACACAAAUGUCAAGACCACGCGGCGCCAGUCUCUGCCCAGUCUGGACGCGCCGAGGAAGAAACCACAGUUUUCCUGCUGCACCUGAUCAACGCCCUCCGAAAAAAAAAAAAAAAAAAACACGGACUAUUUUAACCAAACGAGACGGGAAUAUCCGGAAUUCUGCAAAAUGGCUUCAGCUCAGGAUUUGAAUCUUAAUCUCUUUUUUUUUUUUGACAAGUUAAAAGACGCGCUAUGUAAUCUUCGCUCUUACGGUAUCCUAUGGUGUUCGUCACGUUUUGUUUGUCUCCAUGGAGAUGUCACUGGUUUGUCUGGAAUGUUUCGCAGUGUGGCAUUAUCUGUAUCUAUCUUUUAUUUGUUCAGUCACAGGUGCAAGAAAAAACUAAACAAAACAUGAAUUCCUACUGAUUUCACAAUUCUGAGCAGGGAACUCGGGCCUCGUGGUGUCGCCGUUUUGUGUAAUGCCGCACGGAGGAACAUUCCAGGCACGGUGUAGCCACGACAUCUCCAUGGCGACGAGCAGGUCCACCAGAAAAGUUACACAGAGCGCCUUUUUAAAGUGUAGUUACUUGAUGUUUGUUAGUGUUUCCAAUCCAAUUAAUCUUGUAUUUAUUUAUUUUAAACCAGACCAAAAUGUAAUGAUACAAGUUAAAGCUGCACCGUGGAACUUUUCUGGUGUGGGCCUGCUUGUCGCUUAGGAAUGUUGCGCACUGUGGCAUUAAAAUACCCAUGGAGACGAGAAAGUUACAGGUCAGAUGCCGCCUCAGUACAUAUUUUUCAAGUUAUUUUAGCGAUAAAAACACCUGUUAUUGAGUAACUGCAUGGACGAUAACGUUAAUGCCAUACUGCGGAACAUUCCAAACCCGGUGACAUACCUCCACCAGAAAAGUUACAUAGAGAAUCUUUAAAAUUGAGUGAUUUCAAGCCAAGUUACACAAAAAUAGUAUAAGGAAAUUGCGAGAAAGAAUUAUAAUUUUUCAAGCUUUCAAAGUCGGAUCUUUGGCAGUUUUAUCCGGCAAAAAACAAAAAAAAAUGCCUGUAUUUGAGUUUCUUGCUAAACCAUGAAACAUUCUAGGUAACAUCACCAUAGAGACAAGCAGAAAAGUUACAUGGAGCACCUUUAAAAGUGAGUGAUUUCAAGCCCAGUUAUGCAAAAACAGUACAAGGAAAUUGCAAGAAAGAAUUGCAAUUUUUUGAGCUAAAGUUAAAGCUGCACUGUGUAACAUUUCUGGUGAGGGUUCGUUUCCCACCUGCUUCAGUAACUGUAAUGUUCCACAGUAUGGCAUUAAAAUCGCCAUGGAGACAAGCAAGUGCAAGUGGACGCCACCGGUCCAAGUUACAGGUCAGAUCUUUGGCAAUUUUAUCCAGCAAAAAAAAAAAAACUUCUGUAUUUGAGUUUCGUGCUAAACCGUGAAACAUUCCAGGUUACAUCACCAUGGAGACAAGCAGUAAAGUUACACAGUGCCUCUUUACAAAUUCUACCCCCUAUAUAACAUAUUAAAAACGCCGUCAAAACUCAAAUUAAGAUAAAUAUUUUGAAUUCAAGUCAUUUUAAGCCAUUUUAGGUUUUCCUACUCGUUCAUGUUUGACACAAGAUUUUAUUUCUUUUUUACAUUUUUAAAUUUUAAAUGUUUACAGUGUUUGUUUUUACCUGCAUUUCAAGACAACUGGGUGAAUUGGUGGACAGAAAUUGAAAAUUAAUUUACACAGGAGUGGUAAGAUAAUUAUUUUCAUUUUCACAGUUGGAAUUUGAAAGUUAUAAAGUUAAAGACGGGGUAUUAUGCAAAAUGUAUUUAUUUUUUGUGCUUUCUCUGAUGUUAUAAUGUCGUUCCCUCAUCAAAAACGUGCUGAAGAGGUUUUAGAGUCAUCCAUGCAUGUUUGAGUAAUUUAGCGAUCUCUCCUGGGCCAUUUUUGGAGACCCGCACCCGCGCAGUACAGCACCACACCCGCCCGUAAACUCGUGAUUAUAUCAACGUUAAACCUAGGACUGAACCAGGACUGAACCAUGACUGAACCACGACUGAACCAGGAGGGCUAAACCACGACGGAUUCCAGGACUAAACCAGGACUAAACCAAGACUUGAACCAGGAGGACUAAACCAGGACUUGAACCAGGAGGACUAAACCACAACGGAUUCCAGGACUAAACCAGGACUAAACCAAGACUUGAACCAGGAGGACUAAACCAGGACUUGAACCAGGAGGACUAAACCAGGGCUAACCUAGGACUGAUUCCAGGACUGAACCAGGAGGACUGAACCAGGAGGACUGAACCAGGAGGACUGAACCAGGAGGACUGAACCAGGAGGACUGAACCAGGAGGACUGAACCACAAUGGAUUCAAGGACUAAACCAGGAGGACUGAUUCCAGGAGGACUGAUUCCAGGAGUACUGAUUCCAGGAGGACUGAUUCCAGGACUGAUUCCAAGAGGACUGAACCAGGAGGACUGAACCAGGACUGACCCAGGACUAACCUAGGACUGAUUCCAGGAAUGAACCAGGAGGAAUAAACAAGGACUAACCCAGGGCAAAACCAGGACUCACUGCGGGGUCGGACAGAGCGGUGCACUUGUGUAAACUGUCGGGUGACCACGGGCGAAAGGACCACCGUAGAGCUCCGCACCGUCGUCAUCGCCCGAUCGCGCUUUGUGGAUACUCUCUCUCGCGUUCAAGUUUAGACCUGGUUUAGUCCUGGUUUAGUCCUGGUUUAGUCCUGGUUUCAUCCUGACCCAUCCGUGUGUAAUCACUACUCGCCCACAUACCUGCCCGUAAAAUUUCAGAACGUUAAAACCCAUUUCAGCAUCUAAUUGACCGUACUCAGUUGCGUCACUUUUUAGAUUCUGUCCAAAGUUCCACCUACAAACCUACGUCACCCGUUGUCCCGCACGACAAUUCUCCAAAAAUCUACAAAAACAUGAUACAAAACUGUGCACAACAACUUGACAAACCUGAUGCAUGUUGAUUGUGUUGUGAUAGCGCUCAGAAGGGGGAGUAACUUAGUAUGGAGAGCAAACGUAAAUGCAUAAUACCCCCUCUUUAAGUGAUUUUUGAAAUAAUUCCACUUUAUCAUUAAUAAUAAAUAAGCUUGAAUGUAAUUUAAGGAUGGAUUAGGCAGGUGGACACGUCAGGUACAUGUUAAAUUGUUCUUUUUAAAUGUAUGUUUAUCGGUUUUAAAGUGAAAUAUUUACAAACUGUUCAAAACCCGAAACAUAUUUUGCUUUUGUAUCGUCAAAAUCACAAUAUUUAAUUUCACGAUAAUCUUGGUACAAACCCUUUCAGAGGAACAUUAGAUUAGAUUACAGGUUAGUUUUAGGAAUAAUAAUAACGACAAUGAGGCGCUUGAUCUAAUGACCUGAAGUUGACCUUUGACCCGAGAGCACAGAAUUAUGGGAAGUGAAGUUUUGCACACGUUUGCCACUUUUUUAAAAUUACCUUACAGUGUUAUUUUUAUGUUUUAACGUCCAAAAUGUUCAUUAUUUUACAUUAUUUUUACGAAAGUAUGAUAAAUAUAACCUACUAAUUAAAUAAAUAAUAAUAAACGUGAAUAUUUAAAAUGUUAUUGUUCUGUUGGAGGUUGCCACUUUACGUUUCUCUUAAAUAAAGCCUUAAUAAAGUAUGAACAAAGACUUAAAGUGCAUUUGACAUAUAUAUAUUUGACACGUUUUCUAAUUCUGACUUGGUUUUAUUGUUCGUUCAUUCGUGUUUCAAAAUAAAACCAAAAAUGAGAAAACGAAAAAACAACGAUUUUUCUUCAUCAUUUGUCUCCAAAACCAAAAUGAAAAAUCGGAUAAUGAUUCAGUUUUUUCAGUUUUUGAUUUUGCGUUUCCCGUUUACAUGACUUAACGGACUUGCCCGGACUUUUGUGCCGCAUACGGACUGAACCAGGACUAAACCAGGUCUCAGCCAGGUCUAGUUCCGGUCUAGUCCCAGUCUCACUUCUGGUCUGGUCCUGGGCUCAGUCUCAGUCCUAAACCAGGACUAAACCAAGACUACACCAGGACUGAACCAAGAGUGUCAGGAUGGGUCCGGAGGUUCA